GAUUAAGCAAGAGUGUUUGACAGUAAGGAACAACGACAGGUAGGAAAUCAAAAGAGCCUGUCUCCUGUGAGCGUGCUGCUUCUUUACUGAGCUCCCUCUACCCACCACUAUAUUUACCCAUCCCCUCGGAGCUACGACCAACAUCCUCACACCGCUCACACUGCUCCGCUGGUUGGCAGCUCCUCUUGCCCCGAGCCAGGAUGAAUGACGUUCAGGAGGCCACCUCCCCUGCAACCAGCCUCAGCGGCCCGGCUACCUGUGUCUCCAAAGUGGAGCUGCGGGUGUCUUGCAAAGCUCUUCUGGACCGAGACACGCUGAAUAAGUCAGACCCCUGUGUCAUACUAAUGGUACAGACCAACGGGCAGUGGACAGAGCUUGACAGGACAGAAGUGAUCAAGAGCAACUUGCACCCUGUCUUUGGGAAGGUUUUCUCAUUGGACUACUACUUUGAAGAGGUCCAGAAGCUGCGAUUUGAAGUCUAUGACAUCCACGGCACCCACAGCAUCGGGACUCGUGAUGAUGACUUUCUUGGAGGGGUGGAGUGCACUCUGGGUCAGAUCGUGGCCCAAAAGAAGAUGGUUAAACCGUUGUUGUUGAAGUACGGAAAAUAUGCGGGCAAAUCCACCAUCACGGUGCAUGCUGAGGAAAUAUCUGGCAACAACGGAUAUUUGGAGCUCUCCUUCUGUGCCAAGAAGCUCGAUGACAAGGAUCUCUUCAGUAAAUCCGACCCGUUUUUGGAAAUUUACCGACUCAAUGACGAUGAAACAGAACAGCUUGUGCACAGAACUGAGGUGAUUAAAAAUAACCUGAAUCCUGUGUGGGAGCCUUUCAAAGUGUCUCUCAUAUCCCUGUGCAGCUGUGAUGAGGACAGAAAGCUCAAGUGCCUAGUGUGGGACUAUGACUCCAGGGGGAAGCACGACUUCAUUGGCGAGUUCUACACCACUUUUAGGGAAAUGCAGAAAAUUUCCAGUGGAAAUAAGGUGACGUGGGAUUGUGUGAAUCCAAAAUACAAACAGAAGAAGAGAAACUAUAAAAAUUCAGGAGUUGUCAUCCUCAGUGACCUUAAGCUCCACAGAGUGUACUCCUUCUUAGAUUACAUCAUGGGAGGAUGCCAGAUCCACUUUACGGUUGCUAUUGACUUCACAGCAUCCAAUGGGGACCCCAGGAACAGCUGCUCUUUACACUACAUCAACCCUUACCAGCCCAACGAGUACCUGAAGGCCCUGAUAGCAGUGGGAGAAAUCUGUCAGGACUAUGAUAGUGACAAAAGAUUUUCAGCUUUGGGAUUUGGUGCCAGAAUCCCUCCAAAUUAUGAGGUGUCUCAUGAUUUUGCCAUUAAUUUCAACCCAGAAGAUGAUGAAUGUGAAGAGAUCCAAGGAGUGGUUGAGGCAUACCAGAACUGCCUUCCUAAGAUCCAGCUGUAUGGCCCAACAAAUGUUUCUCCCAUCAUUAACAGGAUAGCUAAGUUGGCAGCGGGGGAUGGUAACAUUAAAGAUGCCUCCCGCUACCACAUCCUGCUCAUCCUCACCGAUGGUGUAGUGACAGACAUGGCAGACACGCGUGAAGCCAUUGUUCGAGCCUCCUACCAGCCUCUCUCCAUUAUAAUUGUUGGUGUGGGCAAUGCAGACUUCACAGACAUGCAGAUUUUGGAUGGUGAUGAUGGAGUCCUACGCUCGCCGAAGGGCGAGCCAGUCCUCAGGGACAUCGUGCAGUUUGUGCCCUUCAGAGACUUCAAAACGGCUUCACCUGCAGCCCUGGCUAAAUGCGUUCUCGCUGAGGUGCCAAAGCAAGUAGUGGAGUACUACAGCCACAAGGCCAUCUCCCCUAUGUGUCCUCAGAGGGACUUACCGACCCCCAUCCUCAGCCCACUCGCCACCACCCCUACAGAAUAAUCACCCACUCUGAUCCUGAGACCAUGCUUCGACCACAGCACCCAUACGGAAAUCUGAGAGGGAGAAAGGACGCAUGCCUUUUGUCCAUUUUGGACAGAAAGAACUGAGAGAAUACCUUUAUAAAUGUGUUAUUACUCAUUUAUUUCAUUUUCCACUGCUGACAAAGUGUUUACAUGCAGACAGGGCGGCAGAGACUGUGGGUGUCUUUUUUAAAUUUUCUGCUCAUUGUGAUCAUCAAGCACUUCUACUUAGCUGUGCAAAAUGAGCAUCCAGCUGUUUCAGCACCAUGGGUCCUGAAAGAUCGUGCUUUUCCCCUCAGUUUUUUGCAUGCAAGCCAAUCACUUAAUACAGAUCAGUUGAUUGGGUACAGGGUUAUCAUUCCCCAAAGCCUGUGGAUUAAAACACCUCAGUUUGUAUAUCACUGUCAAAUAAUUGUAAAGCUCCAGUGUACAGAUUGCUUAACUUGAACAUGCUAACAGUAUUCAAACCAGAUAUGAUGGAUGAUUCACACAAAGUUGAAAGACAGGAGGGUUUAGUCAGACUGGUGUUGGCCGUAUCUUGAACUACAGAAAUUAUAAUUUCAGACUCAAACAUGGAUUGCAAUUCCUAAAAAAAAAUUCUGUUAGACCGUCUUUAAAAGAAUGGCUCUGAGCUAGUCUAGCCUCGGGACAGACCACAACCUCCUUAAUGAGAAAUCUCAAACCAAAUUUUCCAUAAAACUUCAGCCACCCAAAUUUAUUCAAUGAAUAAUAUUUUAUUUUGGACCUUAAAUGGAAGGAAGUGUAUGACUGAACAUGAGACAAAACAAAAUAAAAAUGUUUACAAUAGCACAUCACAGGGGUCAGUGGUCCAGCAGUUAGUUUGUGCUCCCCGUGUACAGAGGCUGAUGUCCUGGGAGGUUCAAAUCUGACCCUUGGCCCCUUUUUCUCAGAGAGACAGUCCUGUCUUUCUAAUAAGAAGAUAAAAGUAUAAAUAUAAACCUUAAAAAAGGGCAGCAUCACAGAAGCUUGGACAUGCAUGCAUUUUAUUGUACUCCAUUUUCCCAUGAUAAAUAGAAAAUUUGAGUUGUUUUACUGAGAAAUUGACAUGUUAUUUUGGGAAAAAAUAGCUUUGUUGUCAGAAGAAUUUCUCUUCAUUUGGCACUCUUUUGCGACCUUGUGAAAACAGCUUUAUGGCCCAAUUUUGGGUCCUGACCCACCAGUUGAGUACCACUUACUUACAGUGCUUAAAGGGAAAUGUAAAUAAGCUAUCAUAACAUUGUGAUGACAUUAAAAGCUCUGUACUCCACAGUGCAACAGCCAUUCUCAACACUAAAGCCUGUGUGCAAAACUAUGAACCAUGAGACCCCACCCCUAGACAAAAAAUAUGACAGCAAGCAAUGAUAACAGCCAUUUCAGACUGGGUGUCAAUGUUAUGGCUGCUUUGCAGCUUGAUUUCCAUUUCAGCAUACAUGUCAGUAAGUAAGGGCUUUCACACUGCCUGCGUGAGCAUCGUGUGUCACAUGCCUGAUAUGCGCCACUCACUCUUAUAAUCUGGAGAAAAGAAGGCUCGCCUAUUCUUACUGUGAGCGCUCUGUGAAAAAAGACAGUGAAAUGAUAAACAUAGCCAUAUUUACUCU
Molecule: messenger RNA, 3510 nt
Organism: Cheilinus undulatus (humphead wrasse)
Lineage: Eukaryota; Metazoa; Chordata; Actinopteri; Labriformes; Labridae
Gene: cpne7
Product: copine VII
Exons: 16
Coding region: 201-1892 (563 amino acids)
Biological process (GO): cellular response to calcium ion
Cellular component (GO): plasma membrane
Molecular function (GO): calcium-dependent phospholipid binding
Source: RefSeq, a predicted model, not a curated record